UCAAAAGGCUUCCUUUUUCUCAACUGCCCCGCGUUUUCUCUCUCUCUCUCUCUCUCUCUUUUCCCAUGCCGGAGAAGACGACUCGCCGGCGCCACCACCGGAGCACCAAAACGCAACCGCUUUCCCGCGACGGCUGAGUAGAGAGAACGCAGAGUAAGUAAAGCAAACAUGGGGAACUGCAACGCCUGCGUGAGAGCCGAAGUAGUAGACGAGAAGAGCAACAAGACCAACCAGAAGAAGAAGAAAAACGACAACAAGAAGAAGAAAUCACGAGACCGGCGACCAAAUCCGUACUCGGAGAACUCGAUUCGGUCGCCGGCUCCGAUCCGAGUCCUCAAGGACGUGAUUCCGCUCUGCCACCGGUCUCGGAUCGGCGACAAGUACAUCCUCGGCCGGGAAUUAGGCCGCGGCGAGUUCGGAAUCACGUAUCUCUGUACGGAUAGGGAGACCAAAGAAGCCCUAGCUUGCAAGUCCAUUUCCAAGCGGAAGCUCAGAACAGCUAUUGAUAUAGAGGAUGUGAGGAGGGAGGUGGCGAUAAUGGCGACGUUGCCGGAGCAUCCGAACAUAGUGAAGCUGAAGGCGACGUACGAGGACAACGAGAACGUGCACCUGGUGAUGGAGCUCUGCGAGGGUGGGGAGCUUUUCGAUAGGAUCGUGGCGAGGGGCCACUACAGCGAGCGGGCGGCGGCGUCGGUGGUGAAGACAAUUGCGGAGGUCGUCAGGAUGUGCCACGCCAAUGGCGUUAUGCACAGGGAUUUGAAGCCCGAGAACUUCUUGUUCGCUAACAAGAAGGAGCACUCGCCUCUCAAGGCCAUCGAUUUCGGCCUCUCCGUCUUUUUCAAGCCCGGGGAGAGGUUUUCGGAGAUUGUGGGGAGUCCGUACUACAUGGCGCCGGAGGUUUUGAAGCGGAAUUAUGGGCCGGAAGUUGACAUUUGGAGUGCCGGAGUGAUUCUCUACAUAUUGUUAUGUGGGGUUCCUCCAUUUUGGGCAGAGACUGAACAGGGAGUGGCUCUCGCAAUUUUGAGGGGGGUGAUUGAUUUUAAAAGGGAGCCGUGGCCUCAAAUUUCUGAAAGUGCUAAAAGCCUUGUUAGGCAGAUGUUAGAGCCGGAUCCCCGAAAGCGUUUGACUGCUCAACAGGUGCUUGAACAUUCCUGGAUACAAAACGCAAAGAAGACUUCAAAUGUUCCCUUAGGUGAUAUUGUGAGGACAAGGCUGAAGCAGUUUUCUGUCAUGAAUAGAUUCAAAAAGAGAGCAUUACGGGUCAUCGCGGAGCACUUAUCCGUUGAAGAGGUUGAAGUAAUCAGAGAUAUGUUUACGUUGAUGGACACCGACAGAGAUGGCAAAGUAACAUACGAGGAGCUAAGGGCUGGGCUUCGAAAGGUUGGUUCACAAUUGGCUGAGGCAGAGAUUAAGAUGCUCAUGGAAGUGGCUGAUGUUGAUGGGAAUGGUGUACUGGACUAUGGAGAGUUUGUGGCAGUGACAAUUCACUUGCAGAGGAUGGAGAAUGAUGAGCAUUUCAGGAGGGCAUUUAUGUUUUUUGAUAAAGAUGGAAGUGGAUAUAUAGAAUUGACUGAGCUAAGGGAAGCAUUAGCAGACGAAUCAGGGGAAACUGAUAUCAUGGUGCUAAAUGAAAUCAUGCGUGAAGUUGACACAGACAAGGAUGGUUGCAUAAGUUAUGACGAAUUUGUUGCUAUGAUGAAAACUGGAACCGACUGGAGAAAGGCUUCUCGGCAGUAUUCAAGGGAAAGAUUCAAGAGUUUGAGCCUGAAUCUGAUGAAAGAUGGUUCUCUUCACCUUCACGACAGUGUCACCGGUCAAGCCAUUGCAGUAUGAGCCCAAAAUUUACACAAUCUCCAUUUAGUUUUCAGCUGCUGAGUGUUCCUUUCAUUUUGUCAUUCGUGCGCCUGACAAUUUUAGCAUCUCGUCAUGUGAGAAAAUAUGAGCUUUGAAUUCGACAACAGAGUUAUCGGACCAUGCUGACGAAUACUCGUGAAAUUGCAUUGACCUGACUUUCAUUUCCAUUUGCUUGGAGUUGGGGCUGAAUGAAGCUUGCAUUAGAGGCCUGCAUAACGUCUAGAGUUGUCGGCAUCUUUGUGCAACAGUUUAAAGAGUUUUGUGUCACAUUUGUAUAUUUUGUUUGUAUCCCGUUGUUGUUAUUAUUUUUAUUUUUCUUUCGCUUGUCUUGGUGUUUGUCUUCAUUCUCUAGUACUUGUGCAGAAAACAAGGUGUUACUGGGUUGUGAACUUCAGAAAAAGUUUCAAGCCUUUAUGAUUUUGUAGCUAUUUUAAAAAAGGAACACUAAUUUAUGAGAUAUUGCACAUCUUUUUUUGUA
This is a messenger RNA of Morus notabilis, 2332 nucleotides long. Its product is annotated as calcium-dependent protein kinase 10. Bases 169 to 1833 code for a protein of 554 amino acids. Gene Ontology annotation, biological process: peptidyl-serine phosphorylation; protein autophosphorylation; intracellular signal transduction. The record is from RefSeq and is a predicted model, not a curated record. Gene Ontology annotation, molecular function: calcium ion binding; ATP binding; calmodulin binding. The transcript is spliced from 8 exons. Gene Ontology annotation, cellular component: nucleus; cytoplasm. NCBI's taxonomy places the organism in Eukaryota, Viridiplantae, Streptophyta, Magnoliopsida, Rosales, Moraceae.